AUGUUUGUUGCAUCCACUGACGCUCUUGCUCGACAUUUACUCGAAGGCUCGGAUACAGGUGCGGAAAAGCCGGGUGGUGGUGGCGGUGGUGUCCCACCGGGGAAUCCCUCAGUGUCCGCCUCGGUUGCUAUUGUAAUUGUCAUAUCACUUGUUAGCGUAUCACUUCUAAUUACCGACGCUCUUGCUCGACAUUUACUCGAAGGCUCGGAUACAGGUGCGGAAAAGCCGGGUGGUGGUGGUGGUGGUGUCCCACCGGGGAAUCCCUCAGUGUCCGCCUCGGUUGCUAUUGUAAUUGUCAUAUCACUUGUUAGCGUAUCACUUCUAAUUACCGGUAUCAUUAUUGUUGCGGUGACGGUUGACCCAUCGAGCGGAGAUGACGAGUCGGACAUCGAAUGGGAUAGCCCGAGGCGUUCGAAUGAGUCAACCGAGCUGCUUUCCGACGAGCUCAAGGACAAUGCGAAUUUCUUCUAUGCGGGUGAAAUCUUCCACGAAGUGUGA
Ostertagia ostertagi is the source of this 498-nucleotide messenger RNA. The record is from the annotation of a GenBank genome assembly. NCBI's taxonomy places the organism in Eukaryota, Metazoa, Nematoda, Chromadorea, Rhabditida, Trichostrongylidae.